Molecule: messenger RNA, 1926 nt
Organism: Exophiala spinifera
Lineage: Eukaryota; Fungi; Ascomycota; Eurotiomycetes; Chaetothyriales; Herpotrichiellaceae
Exons: 2
Coding region: 1-1926 (641 amino acids)
Source: RefSeq, a predicted model, not a curated record
AUGGCUGACAAGCAGAACGACACAAAUCCUUUCCUGCGGCGGCCUCUCUACGUUUACGAUUUAACACCCGAGUUACUAUACACCCUCACUCUCGCGGGACGUGAUAAACCAGCCCAUCAGCAUGGCGAAGGAGAAUCUGCGCCCUCGGACGUACCGGACGCAUCAAACGAAGGCUCCAAUGCCCCCUCAACCUCAUGCGCACUGUGCAAAGUCUCGUUCGAUAAUGUUCAGGAUCAGCGCCAGCAUGUCAAGUCUGAUUUCCACCGGUACAACCUGAAACUAAGCAUAAAAGGGGCGCCACCCAUAGAUGAGGCUACUUUUAUACGAAUGAUAGGUGACCUCGACGAGUCAUUAUCCGGCUCUGAGUCUGACGACUCGGAGGACGACCAGGAAGGGAGCAAACCAGGCGAUACGACGCUGAGCGCACUUUUGAGAAAGCAAGCCAAGAUCUCGAAUGAAGAGCAGGAUGAUGAUUUAGUAGCCACGAAAAAGAAACACUUCGGGACGGCGCCUAUGUUUUGGAUGACGAGUCCAAAAUUAGACCAGGACGUCGGCUUGGGAGUUUACAGAGCGAUUCUGUCAAAAGAGGAGCAAGACACAGCAUCUACAAGCCUAGUAGAUAUCAUUAAGAGGAAACAAGUCAAGCCAACACUGCCCAAGCAGACCGGAAAUGCAAAGGGGUCUUUGGCGCAAGACGAGCCUCAUUUCUUCCUCUGCAUGAUUGGAGGUGGACAUUUUGCCGCAAUGAUCGUCUCGUUGGUGCCGGAAAUCAGGAAAGGACCAGGAGGUAUAGAAGAGCGACAUGCUGUGGUCAGAGCGCACAAGACGUUUCACCGUUACACCACGAGACGGAAACAGGGUGGCUCGCAGUCAGCGAACGACAAUGCUAAAGGCAACGCACAUUCCGCUGGAUCUUCGAUACGCCGGUACAACGAGAUGGCUCUCGAAGCCGAUGUGCGUAAUGUCUUGUCAGAAUGGAGAGGCAUGAUCGAUACUGCAGAGCUGCUUUUCAUUCGAGCGACAGGAUCCACAAACAGACGAACACUCUUCGGGCCUUAUGACGGUCAAGUACUACGAAGUAACGACCAGAGAAUCCGAGGAUUCCCAUUCAGCACCAGGCGCGCCACGCAAAGCGAGCUUCUCCGCUCGUUCCAGGAGCUCACGAGGUUGAAAGUGGGCAAGUUGACCACAGCGGACGACGAAAAAGGGCAAACAGAGAAGACGGCGGCUCCAAAGGAGGCCAAACCGAAACCCCAAGUACCAAAACUCACCAAGGAAGAGGAAACAGCACUACUCCACACAUCACAACUUCUAGCCCUCAUCAGACGUUCAAAAGCUCCUGGAUUGCUACUCUAUCUCACCAAAAACGAGCUCUCGCCAAACUUCACAUUCUACCCCCUCUCCGAACACCAUCACGCACCUACACCGCUACAUUUAUCCGCCUCCUCCAAUUCUCCGGCUCUCGUGACUGCCCUGCUCACCAAAGCAAAUGCUGACCCGACUAUUACGAACGGCGAUGGGAGGACGGCGUACGACAUUGCAGGCGAGCCCAAAACCCGCGAUGCGUUCCGGGUUGCACGACAUCAACUUGGCGAGAGCGCGUGGGAUUGGACCGAGGCCCACGUUCCCUCGGCGCUGAGUCAGGAGGAGGCAGAUGCAAAAUCGAGACAGGAAAAGGCAGCUUCCGACGCGGCCGAGGUGCAGCGACGGAAAGCCGAGCUUGAGCAGAUACGCAUGGACGAGGAAAGGAGAAAGGUUGGGAAGCUCGAGAAGAAAGCCGGGCCGGGCAGGAGCCUGGAAAAGACGGCGAACGAGAAGAGAGAGGAAGAAAUGCGCGGCAUGACGCCCGAGAUGCGGAUGAGGAUCGAGCGGGAGAGAAGAGCCAGGGCGGCCGAGGAGAGGUUGAAGCGGAUGCAGGGAAAGUGA